Messenger RNA from Juglans regia (Persian walnut), 1134 nucleotides. Its product is annotated as cysteine-rich receptor-like protein kinase 10. The record is from RefSeq and is a predicted model, not a curated record. Gene Ontology annotation, biological process: protein phosphorylation. The transcript is spliced from 6 exons. Gene Ontology annotation, molecular function: protein kinase activity; ATP binding. NCBI's taxonomy places the organism in Eukaryota, Viridiplantae, Streptophyta, Magnoliopsida, Fagales, Juglandaceae. Bases 1 to 1134 code for a protein of 377 amino acids.
AUGGUGAGGGAGAGACGGAGAAAGAGAGAACAGAAACUCACCGUGAAUGGAGGAGUUGCGUAUGGUGUGGAGAUGAAGGUGGUUGUCCCGACAGCAUCGAACGUGCGGGAAGGUGUUGUGCAAAGAGCUAGGAGAAAAGAAGUGUUCUAUUUUGAUGAGCAAAAACAAAGGUCUUCGGUUCUCAAUGCAAUUGGCUGCCGAUCUCGCAUGGGCUGGGCACGAAGAGUUGCUACAGAGAACUUUUUCGAGGUAAAUAAGCCUAGAGAAGGUGGAUUCAGUGCUAUUUACAAGGGUAAGCUUCAAAAUGGACUAGAAAUAGUUGUGAAAAGGCUAUCUAUGGGUUCUAGUCAAGGAAAUAUAGAGUUCGAGAAUGAGGUUCUAUUGCUAGCAAGGCUUCAACAUCGAAAUCUGUUGAGCAUCAUGGGAUUUAGUUUGGAAGUAAAUGAAAGGCUUCUUAUCUAUGAGUUUAUGCCUAAUGCAAGCCUCGAUCACUUCUUAUUCGACCCAAUCAAACAAGUCCAACUGAACUGGGAAAAACGACACAAAAUUAUAGAGGGUAUUGCUCGAGGGCUUCUUUAUCUUCAUGAAGAUUCUCGACACCGUAUUAUUCAUCGCGAUCUCAAAGCUAGCAACAUCUUGUUAGAUGCAUAUAUGAAUCCUAAAAUUUCAGAUUUUGGCACUGCAAGGUUGUUAGAUCGAACUGAAGGCAAUACAAUGAGAAUUAUUGGGACUUAUGGAUAUAUGCCUCCAGAGUAUGCUCAAUGUGGAACCUUUUCAACAAAGUCCGAUGUCUUUAGUUUUGGCGUGCUAAUUUUGGAGAUAGUGAGUGGGCAUAAAAAUAGUUCUUUUCCUGAAGGCCUUGUAAGCUAUGCUUGGGAAAACUGGAGGCAGGGAACACCUUUAAAUCUUGUAGAUCCAACAUUGAUGGUAUAUUCAACAAUUCAAAUACUGAGAUGCAUCCACAUUGGAUUAUUAUGUGUUCAAGAAAAUGUAAAUGAUAGACCGACAACUGCUUCGGUCGUUCUCAUGCUUGGUAGUGAAUCCAUUACUCUAGCAGUACCCAAGAGACCUACAUUUCUUUUGUACACGAGUAGCACUGGACCAGACAUGUUGUCUCGUAAUAACAAUGUCUAA